This is a messenger RNA of Dermochelys coriacea (leatherback sea turtle), 284 nucleotides long. RefSeq names its product beta-defensin 5-like. Gene Ontology annotation, biological process: defense response. The record is from RefSeq and is a predicted model, not a curated record. Lineage: Eukaryota; Metazoa; Chordata; Testudines; Dermochelyidae. Gene Ontology annotation, cellular component: extracellular region. The transcript has 4 exons.
AUUGAGUUCCCAGCCAAACUUCAGCCAUGAAGAUACUUUACCUUCUCUUUGCUGUCUUCUACCUAAUGCUGCAAAGCACUCCAGAUCCAAUUGUGACACUUCUGGAAUACUGUGUCCAAUUUGGGUACUCACAAGUCAAUAAUCCUAAUAGCCUCCUACAAUGUAUACGUAAUGGGGGUAUCUGCUUCGGUAUAUGACUCCCCACUUUUAGACGGAUGGGAACUUGCGGUUUUGGAGUCCCUUGCUGCAAAUUUCCGCAUCGUAACAACAAGGUCUGUGACUAG